Molecule: messenger RNA, 5472 nt
Organism: Cricetulus griseus (Chinese hamster)
Lineage: Eukaryota; Metazoa; Chordata; Mammalia; Rodentia; Cricetidae
Source: RefSeq, a predicted model, not a curated record
UAUGUAGCCUGGUCUGAUUUUACCAAGAAGCCAGGCCCCCACAUGAAGGCCUCCAGCCUGUCAAUGUGGUCUUCAUGCUUGGACCCCAGGGAUAUGAAAAGCUCCGUGUCAUCUGGCCGAUUCACGGGUUCCUCAGGGGGGCAUGAAUCAUGUGCACUUUUCCAUGGGCCUUGGAAAGAAAGGCCACCCCUGGUGUUGGCACCUCAGCGUCAGCCCAGGAAGAGUAACCCUCGUCUGGAGCAGUUGAAGGACAAGAUCCGAGCCCAGGCACAGUGGCAGGCUAGCUGUGCCUCCCUGGGCACUUCUGUCCCCUCUAGUGCCUCAUGCCUUUAUAAGACCUCUUCGACAAUGCUACGACAGAAGACCCUCAAGGUGGCAAGUUCUCCUCCGGUGACUACUUGCCCAGGGUCAGGCAUUCUUCACGCAGCUGAACAUAGAAGCAAAGACAGGGCAUCUUUCAGACUGGGACAGGAGCUCUCAAGGAUUCCCCAGUGCCAUAAUUCAGAUUCUGAGUUGGCUGGUGUGUACGCCUGGAGAAAAGGACAAGCCCUGGUGAGGCGGUUGCUUGGGCCCCCUCCUGCCCUCUCCUGGCUCCAGAGCAAGGCCCCUGCCACGGACUUAGGCUCUGACAAGAAAGCAGCAAUUGUUGGGGACUCACCUGCCCACACCUGGCUGUCUAAGCCUACUUGUACCCACAGUGACCACCAGGUUUCUGACCAUACGCCCAGCUUAGCUUUCCAUGGUCAGUCAGCAAGUAUCCAAGGUGCCAUGGAGAUCCUACAAAACCUGCGCCACCAAAUCCAGGCUGGUCUGGAGCUUGCCAGGCACUCCAGGGUGGCAAGGAAGUUCUCAUCAUCAAAACCAAGGCAACAGAACCUGGCAGGGAAGAGGCAGCAGGGACCCCAAAGCACCUGGGACAUGCAGGGCUCCUUCUCAAAGAGUGCUUGGACUGCGACAGAAAGAAAGUGCUCUUCCUUGGAUAGGGCUGGAAACUUGCACAGUCAGAAACACUGGAAGAAAGCCAUGGCUGAGCGGGAGUCUUGUCCACAGAGGGCCUGGACAGCACAGGGGAAGGACACCUUCUUCCAGAGGCCUGGAAGCACCCCAGAAAAGUCAAGCCCCUUCUCACAGCGGCCCUGGAGUGCCAUGGGUUGGCAGACCUGUCCCCAGAGGGCUUGGGAAGCUCAGGGACAUGACACCUCCUUCCAGAGGUCUGAGAGCCCCCCUAAAAAGCCAAGCCCCUUCUCACAGCGACCCUGGAGUGCUCUGGCUGGUCAGGCUUGUUCACAGUGGAAUUCCACAGCUUGUAAAGACUGGGAGGUUCCUGGGUCCAGUCCAUGGAGCUCUUCCGUGGCUAAGCCACAUCCUGCUCUCCAUCAGCCCUGGAGUAGUUCUUGUGUGCAGAAGUCCAGUCCCUACAGCAAGGGCAAAAGUGCUGUCCCUCCUCCCUCAAAAGCCAAGCCAGCUUGGCUAGAGCCUGCCCAGGCCUUCUCUCAGAGCAAACUAGCAAAGGAGCAGGACACACAGGGGACUCCACCCUGUCCAAGGCCACGGCAAUCUCUGGGCCGGGCACACAAAUCUGAGUCCUUGCGUGACUUCAUGCGUCAGAAGGCUCAGGCCCGGCGGAAGCAGGCCAUGGAGCAGAAGGCUUUGGCCACACAUGCACUGGAACUGCGGAACCAGAGGCUGCAGGAGGUAUACCGGAAGCAGCGAGAGGCCGUCCUUGGCAAGGCCGUUCCUGUGGUCUCCCAGAGGAGACCUGGCAUCGUCACCUUUGUUCCCAGUUCCAUACAGUCUUGGGGCCUGGAAGCCCCUGAGAGUCUGAGGCCACCAGAGCGGAAGUGGAGCAAGGUGACAUCUGGCACGGUGCUUGGGGACCAAGAGGCUCCAGACAGCUUUUGUCUGUGUUUGAACAAACCAUGGAACCGUGCUGAGACCCGGGACACUGGACGCCCCCGGGACGGCGUGAGUGGUGCCCCUCUGCUACCGUCUACUGCUUCCUCCCCUGACCCCAAAAAGCUCCAGGACAUGUCUGGGCGGCAAUGUGUCUACAUGGACCCCAAGGACACUGAGCAUCUGGGCCCAUCGGGCCUCCUGCACUUCCAGUACAAGCAAGCCCGGCUGCAGGCACUGGAGACCAUGGCCAAGGUCCUCAAGCAGCGUAUUGACAUCCUAACCACCAAGCUGCACAAGUCGACGUCAUCGGACACAGCUGGUGACCUGGCCUCGGACAUGCUGUCCUUGAGCCCCAGCACAGCGCCUGUCACCCCCACUUUCACUCCUCCCUCUUACCCCAGAAGUUUAGUGUCUGAUGAAAGCAGAGAAACUUCCCAGGACUGGGUGGACAUGCAGGCCAAGCCCCUUCCCCCCAGCACCUACUUCCAGGAUGGUGAGAUGCUAUCAUGGAGACCCAACUGGGAGCCACAGAGCUUGAACCUGGGGACCCACAUUGAGAGCCAGCCCCAAGGUGCCAUAGAGGAUAGACACCGAGAGCUGAAGAAGAAGCUGCAGAGAGAGAUGGCUACCCUCCAGGACCUCGGUGCCUGCAUGAGGAGGCUCCAGGGCUACGACAAAACCUCAGUGGUCCAUGUACCUAUUACUCCUGCCACACUGACUAAGCGUGAUAUCGUAUUUGACAUUGAUCAGAUCAAAGGUCAGCAGGAGCCCAAGGGGCCACAUUCUGGAGGCCUGCAUGAAGGGCACCUGACCAAUUUCCAGCUGAAAUCCUUGAGCUUUCUCGAGUCACUGAAGCUGGACCAGCAGAAGCAGGAGCUGGCGCUGGCCCUUCUGCGGCAGCGGGCAGAGCAUGAGGUAUGGGAGACGCAGAUGACACUGGAUGAACUUCUCUUCAAACACCAGCUGAAGCAGGAGAUGGAGAAACGCGCAGCCCAGCAAAAGCCAGAAAAGGCUUCGAGGCUGGGACAGCAGCAGAUGUGUGGUGGCCUAGAGCCAAGCACACUCUCUCCUAACACAAUGACAACCAGGUCCAGAUCAACACCCUCCCCGCAGAGAGACAGCACUGGGUCCUUGAAGCAUCCUGAGAAAGCAAGGGCACUUUCUGCAGGACCCAACCAAGGCCUGCUUUCUCUCUCAGAGCCAGUGCAGCAGGACCCAGCUUGCUCCCAGCUGACUCUAGCUGACUUCUACCCUUCAGACAGACCCUCCUACAAAAUGCUGGAGCAGAGUCUGAGAGACGAAGAGCUACGUGCACAGCACCAGACUGCAGUGCUCCGACUACGUGAGUUAGCACUGGAAGAAAAAGCCGGUGCGGAGCUGGCCUUCCUGGAGCACCAGAUAGGGUGUCUGGGGCUUGUGGGGCGUGAAGCAGCACAGGCUACUCUGAGGGAAAAGCAGCAACAAGCCCUCAGCAGGCUUUCGAAGGAACGGAGGGAAAUCCAGCACCUGAAGAAGGUGUACUUGUCCCUGCACCAUGGCAGGAAGCAGCUCCUGCAGCAUCAACAGUCUGUCCUCAAAGUGCAGAGGUCUGUGGCCCACUUGCGGCAGGAGCUCCAGGCUCGAACCCAGCUGCUGCAGGUCAUCAAGAAAGAUGAUAGUCUAGACUCUCAGCUGAAGCCACAGGAGGCCAAGGAACUGCCUCCUCCAGCGGGCUCUUCAAGUGGCCUCUCGAGUUCAUCUCUCCAGGAGUUUCAGAGAGCCACAGCCACCCUCGUCCAGCUUUCUAGCAGUUCCUCUUCCCUAUCUAACGUGGAAGCUGAAGACACACUGCGUGCAGAUCCCAGUUGGUCUAGGGAGCUUUCUGCUCAUGACUCCUGGGAGGAACCUGGCCUGCCUUCAUUCUGGGGCCUCCACCAGGGACUUCCUCAGCUGGAGGGGGUUCGUGGGGAUGUAGGUCAAGUGACCCUGAAGAGACUGGAAGACAGUGGAGCCAGACUCCUGAGUGGCUUCUCUGAGGAGGCAGCUGUGGCACCAGUCUCAGAGUCUGGAGCCAGACUCCUGAGUGGCUUCUCUGAGGAGGCAGCUGUGGCACCAGGCUCAGAGUCAGGGUACAACUUCCUUCAGGCAGGCUGGCCAUUGUCAUUCUCACACGUUCCAUCUCCAAGACUGGGGUCAGAGUUGUCAGAGUCCUCCAGCCAAAUCUGGGAUGAGAACAAUGAGGAGAACCUUGAAGAACCCAGCCCUUGUGUUGAGCCACCCUCAGGGAGCUCCUUGCCUGCAAAUGGUUCAUUGGACAUGGAAGGCAGUGGAAGGCCUCAUACCACUCUUCCCUCCCUGGGGCCUGGGGAAGAACAAGAUGCUUCCAGAUCCAGCAGGAGUGUGACUGAUACACUGAAUACAGGGAAAGCCAGGCAGAUGUCCCCUGUGACCACCUUCACAAUGUUCCCACAUCAGAUCCCUUCUACCAGUGACUCAACUCUGCUACUGUCCUUUCAUUUGGACACUCCCUCCUCUGAAAGGGCAGGUCUAAGUAAAGGAAACAUACCUACUGCAGCCUCAGCUGGCUACCAGGAGGAACCCCAGGAUGUUGAUACUAGUCCCUCCAUAGAAAGGAAGCCCUUACAGGCCUUGCCUGAUCCUAAGGCCCCUGUGACCCUGAAGGCUCCUUCUGAGGACAGAGCUCCCCUUGUCACAGAGGUAGCCAGGCCCUCAUAUGUAGAUGGCUUCCUGACUGAAAUACUGUCCCCUGUGGAUGAGGAGCUAUCUUAUGGCAGUGGGGACCUUCCAUCCUCUAUCCAUAGGGACACUCACCUCCCUCCACCACCUCCUACUCCCCAAGCAAAGAGUGACACCAACGAGACCAGCCCCAGCUCAGAAGACUUCCCUUCCCCGCCUGAGGAGGCCAUGUUUCCAGGUGACUUACUGGAUACCCUAGAAGAGGAUCUGUCCAUUACUGCUGAGGACAUGUCCUCCCUAUCUGAGGGGGCUCUGGAGGAAGCCCUUUCCCUGGGGCCCCAGGACUCACAGCACUGCCUGGGAGCAUCUGGGCAAGAUGGAAACCUGGAUGACUCAAGUUCAAUAUCUCCCUUGAGUAACUGGGUAGUCAGUGCCCCUGAGACAUCCCCAAGACUGUCAACUCAACCCCUGAGUCCAUCCUCAGUGGCUUAUGUGGCCAGAGAAAACCCUAAGGAGGCCCCAGGCAGUCAAAGUGCAGAGCAAGGAAUAGAACAGCUCUUAGACAGAAGGGCAGCCAUGUCGUCACCCUCCCGGUCUGCACCCUCUGAAAGCCCACCCCCAGACCCCGUGCCGUCGGUGGCUGAAUCCCUCAAGCACACUAGUAAGAAGGAAGGCCAGAGCUGCUGGACAGAGGACCAGCACAAGCUUCAGGGUUUGUUGGACAGACAGCUGCUCUGUAGGAGAAACUGGACUUUUGACCCUGCCUCUGGUGCCUGUGCUGAUUUUUCAGGGACAGGAGAUGCUGGGCCAGUGGAUCUGGUGUCUACCCAGCUUAGCAGGAGGAUCUUGUGUGACUCUCUGGCUGCACUUUCAGGGUUGGCCCCUGAAGACAGACCCUAG